This is a messenger RNA of Malania oleifera, 2468 nucleotides long. RefSeq lists its product as uncharacterized. Lineage: Eukaryota; Viridiplantae; Streptophyta; Magnoliopsida; Santalales; Ximeniaceae. Gene Ontology annotation, molecular function: polyubiquitin modification-dependent protein binding. The transcript has a single exon. Bases 1348 to 2250 code for a protein of 300 amino acids. Gene Ontology annotation, cellular component: VCP-NPL4-UFD1 AAA ATPase complex. The record is from RefSeq and is a predicted model, not a curated record.
UUAUAAGAAUAUGAUAAUUUAAAUGAAAAAACCAAUUCUCAUUGUAAAGUGACAAUACAAAUAUAUUUUUAUUGAUUCAUAGCAUGAAAUAAAUGAGUGACUAUUCUCAGUUUGAUCAUGAGAAUAUAUACUCUACUCUUAUUUCAUGAUUGCCGGAACAAAAUAAGUGUUUGAAUGAGUGAUUUAUUUAAUAUAUAAAUAAGCUUUAUUAUUUUAUCCUAUUCAAUUCUAUUCUUAGUAAGAGAGUUUAUGAUUAAAAUUUAAAGCAAAAUGGGGUUUCAACUGUGCCCUUCAAUCUCUAUAACUUGAAACAUUAGAGAUCCAAAAUCUGCUUUGAGUGGUAAUCUUGAAUACACUAUCUAUUCUUAACUGUAGAAUAUCAGAAUAGAAGAAUUUGAUAGUUUUUUUUUUUUCAAAAAAAGUGUUAUAGAUAGAUAUAGGAUUUAUGGGGUAAUUACUUAGAAGUAUAUUUUGUGCAUAAGCAGUGGUGCAUGUGAUUUAAUUCGAUGCAAAGCGAAAAACCUUACUAGGGCUUGACAUGCUGAGUAGUAUUUACUUUUCUAAUUAGAGAUCAGCGUUUAAGAAACUUGGCAAAAUAGUCCCGCAACUUCGGAAAAAAAGUGUUAGUCACUGUAAAAACAAAGCUAAACAAACAAAAUGGUAUUUUUCUUUUAAUGAAACUAUGAUAAGGUAUAGAUGAAAACUAAUCAUUCACAAAUUUUACAAACAAAAAUUUCUUAUUCUUUUUCUAUUUCUUGCAAUAUAGAAUGACAUGACUUUUACAUGAGUCAAUUUUUUUUAUAAAAAAAAUUAUUACGUUUAUAUAAAAUUUUCAUUACAUUAUGUUUCAUUUUAUUCCCAAGAAUAAACAUUUUAUGAAUACAUAACCUAAUUUAGCUACCUAUGUUAUUUCAAUGCAUAAAAAUAAAAUCUUUAAGUAUAAAUAUAUUGUUUGAAAGGUAAGUAUAUCACUAUUAUUUUGAAUUAAUAAUAGUGCAAGACGUAGAUAUUCUCAUUAUAUUUCACCCUAUUCCCAAAAAUAGACAUCACAUGAACCAAACAUAGCCUAACUUUGUUAAUACUACACAUACUUCCAAAAUAUAUAAUUUGGGCUCACUAUAAACAUCAACCCUAUUUUGAAUUCGAGAUUUCCGCCGGAGGUUCAGGUUGCCAUGUUUAUCCCCUGAAACUUGCCGCUCAAGAAACCUUUGUUUCUAUGUAUAUACACCCAUAAACAGCAAACAGAGUACCAAGAAAAACCAAAAGGAUACACCAACAUCUCCCUUCCCUGUUUUCUCCUCUCAGGUAUUUUGCGAUUGUGUUCUGUGACCAUCUCCAUUCACAGCAAUGGCGUACAGAGAAGAAUACUAUGGUCAUGGUAGAUCCUUCGAGCAGUAUUACUGCUGCUACCCCUUCUCCUGCAUUGGGAAAUUGCACCUGGAAAACGGGGAUAAAGUCAUAAUGCCUGCUUCGGCUCUGGAGCUUCUGGUCUCCAUGGGGAUUGAUUAUCCGAUGCAAUUUGAAAUCCAGAGCCCCUCUUCGGGCCGGGUCUCCCACUGUGGAGUUCUGGAGUUCAGUGCGGAGGAAGGCAGUGUCUUCGUUCCGAACUGGAUGAUGAAGAAUUUGCAAGUGGGGAAAGGAGAGAUAACGCUGAUCAAGAACAGGAUUCUUCCCAAGGGUACUUUCAUGAAGUUGCAGCCUCACAAGAAGGACUUCAUAGAUCUCAACAACCCAAAAGCUGUGCUGGAAACAACACUGAGGAACUUCUCGUGUCUGACUGCGGGCGAUACCGUUGUGAUUUUGUACAACGGUAAGGAGUUUGCCAUUGAUGUGGUGGAAACCAAGCCGUCCUCUGCCAUAAGCAUCAUCGAGACAGACUGCGAGGUUGAAUUUGCGCCUCCAUUGGACUACAAGGAACCUGUAAAACCAGCAAAAGUUAGUGAAAAGUUGGCACUCAGUGAGGCUCAAGAGAAACCAGGAGCGGCCGAAGAACCCAAGUUCAGGCCGUUCACGGGUGUGGCAAGACGCGUGGAUGAGAAGCCUCUGAAAGAAUCAGCCUUACCUGCUGCCUUGCCUCCUCCCAUGGAGAAGAACCCAGUGCCUGCUGGUGCUGAGAGGAUUAGGGGAGCACACACAAAAUCGGGAAAGCUCAUGUUUGGCUCCAAUGCGGUCCGGCAAGAAGAAACAUUGAAGAAUGAAGAACAGAAGUUCAUACCAUUCACAGGGAAGAAGUACACCUUGAUAGAUUGACCCCUAUCGGCUUUUUUGCUUUCUUUAAAAACUUUUGGCCUCUGCACUGGAAUGCCAUAUUCAAGUGUAGUAGAAUUAGGAGAUGUUUUAGCAGUGUGAAAGAUGGUUUAGUUUUUGCUCUCUGUUUUCCUCAUCUGUGGUGAUUAUUAUGUCAGUAUGUCACUCUUCCCAGUACCUUGAAAAGUCGUCAAUGGUGUUUCUACCAUGUUUGAGAUUUC